GUUCCAGGUUCCUAACCUAAAAUACAUGAUGAUAACAAAAUUAAGAAAGUAGAAACACAACAAUAAUGAUUAAAGAAGAAAUGGACAAUGAAAGUGAAUCUAAUCAAACUUGGAAAAAAAUUGAACGUGAUGCGAUAAAAGCUGGUUAUCGAGAGGGUGUGAGUGAUGGGAAAGAAUCUAAAUUUCAAACUAGUUUUAAUAAUGGUUACGAAAUCGGUUUUAGAAAUGGCUAUAGAAUAGGACAAUUCAAAGGAAGUCUAUUGGCAAAACAGAAGUUAUUAAAUAAAGAGCCCAUAAGUAAUCCUCUAUUAGAAAAAAUUGGCAGAGGAUGGUGUCAAAUUUGUCCUACAAAAGACACAUCAGACUUAAAUAUAGAUACAUCUAUUAAUUGUCAAGAACAAGUCUCAAACAAAUAUAUUCACCAAUUAAACAAUGCAUAUCCAAAUACAUUAAAAGAUUCAUUACCUAAACCUUAUAAUCUAAAUUUAUAAAUUUUUACAAUAAUUAAUACAUUUUUAUAAUUUAAUAACUAAUUUUGCAUUUUAAAUGAAUAGGAAAUCAUGGGUCCGAAUUCAUAUCCCUAGAAUUUUGACGCCCUAUCGUCGCACUAAAAAUGUUCUUCGCAUUAAUUGCCUUUUUAGUCGAAUCUUAUUAUUAUAUAUUAAUCGAAAUAUUGCAUUUAAAAAGAAAACACCCCUGCAGCGUUUAAAAUAUACACACAAAUUACAACAAUAGUAAUUGUAUAAUCAUUAUUAUUAUUAGUAUUAUAGUAAUUUUUCUUAAAAUGGGAAAUAUAAAGGUAUAAACUAUUUGUAUUUGUACACAUAAAAAUGUGUUUAAAUAUAUAAAAAUAAUUUAAUUAUAAAGAAUGGAAAAUUAAUAAAACUAUUUU
This is a messenger RNA of Aethina tumida (small hive beetle), 892 nucleotides long. Its product is annotated as protein YAE1 homolog. The transcript has 3 exons. The record is from RefSeq and is a predicted model, not a curated record. Bases 66 to 491 code for a protein of 141 amino acids. NCBI's taxonomy places the organism in Eukaryota, Metazoa, Arthropoda, Insecta, Coleoptera, Nitidulidae.